Molecule: messenger RNA, 1420 nt
Organism: Canis lupus familiaris (dog)
Lineage: Eukaryota; Metazoa; Chordata; Mammalia; Carnivora; Canidae
Gene: CMBL
Product: carboxymethylenebutenolidase homolog
Exons: 6
Coding region: 116-853 (245 amino acids)
Molecular function (GO): hydrolase activity
Source: RefSeq, a predicted model, not a curated record
CCCGCCCCGGGCUCCCGCCCCGACCGUCGGGCUCGGGGGCGCCUCGGCGCGGGCAGGGCGCGGGCAGGACGCGGGCAGGGCGCGGGCAGGACGCAGCCCAACUUAAAUCUCUCCAAUGGCUAACGAGGCUUAUCCCUGUCCGUGUGACAUUGGCCACAAGCUAGAGUAUGGAGGGAUGGGGCGUGAAGUUCAAGUGGAGCACAUCAAGGCUUAUGUCACCAAACCCCCCUUUGACACGGGCAAGGCUGUGAUUGUCAUCCAGGAUAUCUUUGGCUGGCAGUUGCCCAAUACCCGAUACAUGGCUGACAUGAUCGCAGGAAAUGGAUACACGGCCAUCGUUCCAGACUUCUUUGUAGGGCAAGAACCCUGGCAUCCUUCUGGGGACUGGUCCACCUUCCCAGAGUGGUUGAAAACAAGAGAUGCCAGAAAAAUUGAUAAAGAGGUUGAUGCCGUCUUGAAGUAUCUGAAACAACAGUGUCAUGCCCAGAAAAUUGGCAUUGUGGGAUUCUGCUGGGGUGGCGUGGCUGUCCAUCACGUGAUGAUGAAGUACCCAGAAUUCAGGGCAGGGGUGUCCGUCUACGGCAUCAUCAAGGAUUCUGAAGACGUGCACAGUUUAAAGAACCCCACAUUGUUCAUUUUUGCUGAAAAUGAUGCUGUGAUUCCUCUUGAGCAAGUCUCUUUGUUGACUCAGAAGUUAAAAAAACACUGCAAAGUGGAAUAUCAAAUUAAAACAUUUUCUGGGCAAACCCAUGGCUUCGUGCAUCGGAAGAGAGAAGAUUGUUCAGCAGAAGACAAGCCCUAUAUAGAUGAAGCAAGAAGGAAUUUGAUUGAGUGGUUGCACAAGUACGUUUAGCCGCGGCCAAGUAUAAACUUCCUCAAAGUAGUUUGCAUCCAGAAAUUUGCUUUGGGAUACUGGGGUCAUUUGAUUUAAUUUUCACUUUAUAUAAAAUACAUCAAGGAAUCCUGAAACUCAUUAUUCCAUCUGAAACAUACAUUCAGUAGAAAAUGGCAAUGCAUGGUAUAAUUUAACUUUUAAUGCAUUAAAAAACCCCCAAACCAGGUCAGUACCUGAAGAAUUUGGAUGAUAGAGUAAUAUCCUAACUAUUAGUAAAAACCUAGGGCUGUUUAUGGACCAGCUGACAGCUCCGGUGUGGACUUCAUGAUUUUUAAUUAAGUACAUCCUUUAAAAUGAUUAACGUGCCAAAGCCAUGAAGAACAUGAAGUAUUAACUCAGAUUCAAAGCCCAGCUUAAUUGGGCAUUUAUCUGUCUCAAUGCAGAUGAGUCUGUGGUGUUCAUAAUUUCGUUAUGAGAGAUCCUGAGGUUAAAAUAGGGUUUCAUUGACCUAUCAAGCCCAUAAGCUUACUUUUUGAAUGUGUGGCUUUUUCUAAAAGCUAAUAAAGAACCAUGGGUUACACUGAC